AUGGCAUCGCAAUUCACCUCGACGCUACUUGUUACCGACCUUGAGAUUACACGUAUCAGUUCGUUUAACCAAACGAUCAACAAUAGCUUCAAUUUUCAUCAAAGCACGUAUGAUAUUCUCGGGGUGCUUAAUUCCAAAGUCAGAAACUACUGGGAAAGGAGACCAGAUAUAUCUGAGACAUUUGCUGAGUAUUCCGAAAGUGGCAUGUCGGUGGAGGGCGUUGAUGAUACCGGUCCGACGAUUAGGGCGCUGAUUCCGCUCGCUUUGCAAUCUGAAAGAGAGGAAUUACGGACCUUUGAGGGUAUAUCUCGGGUCAUCGAUGUUCGCGUCUUGUGCAUACGACCGGAGCCUAUAAUUGACCUUCGGUUCUGUCACUCCGAGGUCGAAUUUGAACCGAUAUACCGAUAUCAGAUAUGUGGUAAUGCGACGGCAAGAGUCUCCAAUUUACCAGUGCGCAACAUUGAGACUCGCGGCAGCAAUGGGAUCAUCACGACGAAUUUUACGUGUCCUCUCUCUGGCUAUAAUGACAACGAUAAUAGUUGGAUGUUGUGUUCAGUUCCUGGAAACAUUGCCUCAAAUCUCACAAUCGACACAACACGCUCCACCAACAUGGGCGGCAUCUCUGGAGCUUCUUGGCUGAUAUUCAACGAACGUCCAUUUAAAGGAAAGGGAGUUUUCGACCCAUACAUCGAGGAUGAGCGAUUGGCAUUUUUGAACGCCACGCAAUCCGGUCCAUGGCUGCGCCAGUGGAGCCGGCUUUCAAGGAAAAGCCUUCUCGACGGGACAAAUGUUACCAUGGAUUACCCUUUGGAUAUGGCUUGGUGCUUUGCUCCGGGAGGUGAUACAACACAAAUUGGAACCUACCUAUCCUAUACAUGGGAUGCCAAUUCAAGUUCCUAUGACACAUCUGCAAUUAGGAACCAACUCGGUGUCACUAGUCUCAAGGAACGAUUAACAAAUUCUAACCGAGGAAUACUUACGAUAUCUCCGCAGGAUAUGAAAAAGUCCCUUGCUGAGGCUCGAGAAAAGGCACGCGGGCCUCCUUAUCAAGACGGUGACGAUUAUUAUGGCUGGAUGGAUUUUAUUUUCCCAGAUACAACCAAUCUGGCUCUCUGUCCGACUUGUCAAGCUGAUGAUAAAUUCCAAGUCGUUAACAGUGCUUCAACGAGCCUCUUUGCCGAAACCAUCAAGGACACCAACUCACCAGCUCUUGCGCUACAAGGUUUACUGACGAGCGUCAUGCGCAUGGUAUACUACGACUACAAUACUUUCUUCCCUUCCACAGACAAAGCAACAGUGACUCGUUUCGUAUAUGUCCAGGCACCACAAUCUACACGGGGAUACAUGACUGUAAUGGCAACCAUAGCCAUCAAUGUACUUAUCUUUCUUGUACUUUACUUUUGGCACCGCGGCACCCGGUUCAGCUUUAUUGGCAACGUGUGGCAAAGUAUCGCGCAAGUUUCCGAGAGCAGAGAGACCCAGCAAAUCCUCCGUAACGCACUAUUUCUGGAGGACAAAGACCUCAAAGAAUGUUCCGGAAGAGAAAAGAUCCCCGAAGGGGUUAUCCUGAAAACAAGGUACUACUCCAAGAAGACUCGUGAUGUUGUCUUCGACUUUUUUAAGGGCUGGGAAAGUUUUGAGAGGAGGUCUGAUAAGACACGGAGAUUCGUUGUUGAUAAUGGCAUUGUCAAAAGGGUCAAGGAAGAACACGAGGGCAGUAUCUGAAGGAGAUACCUGUAAUCUUAACAUAGAAUUCUCAAAGGAUAAUCCUAUAUGAGCUGCAAUAAGAUGUUGGGGGAGCGUGACCUCUUGACCAAAA
Ilyonectria robusta is the source of this 1819-nucleotide messenger RNA. RefSeq lists its product as uncharacterized. NCBI's taxonomy places the organism in Eukaryota, Fungi, Ascomycota, Sordariomycetes, Hypocreales, Nectriaceae. The transcript is spliced from 2 exons. The coding region runs from base 1 to 1725 and encodes 574 amino acids. The record is from RefSeq and is a predicted model, not a curated record.